This is a messenger RNA of Mytilus trossulus (common blue mussel), 6352 nucleotides long. RefSeq lists its product as uncharacterized. Gene Ontology annotation, molecular function: protein binding. The record is from RefSeq and is a predicted model, not a curated record. Gene Ontology annotation, biological process: signal transduction; regulation of apoptotic process. The transcript has 19 exons. The coding region runs from base 295 to 4128 and encodes 1277 amino acids. Lineage: Eukaryota; Metazoa; Mollusca; Bivalvia; Mytilida; Mytilidae.
GCCUCGUUCUGAAUAAAUGUUUGCUUCCUGCUCUUCUAUUCAUUAGGAGGAAAUACAUUAAAAGGCGACGAAAUUAUCUUUAACAAGCAAUAUGUAAAAGUUAUAGCAAUAUAAGAUUUUGAUUGACUGGUGGCAGAAGGGGUAUGUUAUAUAAAGUGGCAUUAAGACCUUGCAGACAGAUCUAGACUUAACAAUAACAUGCUGAAGUUGCAAUUACAGUUUGAUGAAGGCCCACAUGUAAUCCCAUAUUGACGGUUGUAGAACUCAUACCAACAGAUUUCACUUUGGGAUAUAAUGGCAAGUUGGGAUGAGAAACUUCUGAAAGCUGCAAAGGAGGGAAAUAUAAAAGAGGUAGAAUCAUGUGUAAAGAACAGAGCUAAUUUGGAAUGUAGAACCAAUGAUGUGGUUGGAAGGACACCAUUAAUGUGGGCCGCUCGGGGAGGACACCUGGAGGUGGUGAUGUACCUCGUCUCUCAGGGCAGUCAGUUAGAGGCCACAUCCGGGAAUGGAUACACAGCUUUACAUCAAGCUGCUGGGAAUGGACAUAUUGAUGUUACAAAAUUGUUAUUAGAUCAAGGAUGCAGUCCUUGGGUGAAAACAGAAAAGGGUGAGACUCCUUAUGAUGUGGUAACAAUGGAAAGCUAUGAUUCUGAAGAGAUAAAAAGGAAGAAGAAAGAAGUGAUGGACUUCCUAAAGACUGCCAUGUCAAAGACAUCCCCAGAAUUGACUCCUGACAACCAAUCACAGGAACCUGCAGCACCAGUAGUUGGAGAUCCCAUCGGAAAAGGGCAACAGUCUGCCAUGUUAAAUCGUUUAUUAGGCAAUGGCAGCUAUGAAUCAUUUGAUAUGAGAUGCAUGGUAACGGGCCAGUUUUCCGUUGGGAAAUCUACUCUUGUGAAGCUGUUAGCUGGUGAUAUUGUACUAGAUGGUCGACAGCCGACUGACGGCAUUUCUCUCGUAGAAGGUCGCUGUGGCCUCGACAUUGAGACGAAAGAAUGGAUUCUAAUUGAUCCAGACUCUUAUAACGCCCUGGAUGUUGUAUACAACAAAGUGUUAAUGACCUCUCUCAAAGAAGAGGAGAGUGAACUCACUGAAAAGUUCAAUCAGGCUUCAGAUACAAGUCCAACUGGUUAUGCCAAAGCCACACUGUCCUCUAUGCCCUCAGAAAAGUCGGCAGCAGCACAAUCUCUACCACCUGAGAAAUCCUCCAAUGUGCCUCUCACGGUAAAACAGAUGGGAAAGAAAAUGAGAACAAGAAUGACUAAAGAGGAAAUAAGAAGGAAAAUGGAAAAAGUCCUCAAAAGUGGGAAGUAUAAGAUGAAAGUUGGGCGUCUUAUCUUCUGGGACUUUGGUGGACAAUAUGUUUAUCUAACAACACAUCAGACCUUCAUGACGUUCCGGGCGUUGUUUCUUGUAGUAUUUGAUGGAAGCAAAGAUUUGCAUGAACAGGUCCCUGAUGUGAUGUGUUUUCCAGGGCAGCACAUGACACCAACGCCAGCAGUAUUCUUGCAAUAUUGGGUCAAUUCCAUCCUGACCUAUUGUAAGGUUGUAUAUGCAGGCAUUCCAAAGAUCUUGUUUGUUGCCACUCACAAAGAUAAAGUAUCACCGGAGAAUGUUGAGACACGACGAGAAGAGCUUUACAGUGGAAUUGAGGAGUUGUUUAAAGACCAUGAGGGACAACAUCAUCUGGUCCUUAGGCCUCUAAUAUUUGUUAAUGCAAAAAAUCAAGAUGACCCAGAAAUAGGAGUUCUGAAGAAAUCAAUAACAGAACUUACAUUCGACCACCCAUGCUGGGGUGAAAGAAUGCCCAAUGCUUGUGUUCCACUAGAGCUUGAGAUCGCUGAAUUAGUGGCAGAGGGAAAACAAAUUAUGCCAUUGGCUGAAGUUAAAGAAUUAAAUGCCAUCAGUGAGGUGUCUGUCCUAUCUCCUGAGCAGCUGACUGAUUUCCUUCAUUUUCAGCAUUCUCUAGGGAAGAUUGUGUAUUUUGAUACCCCACAACUGAGAGAUAAUGUUAUCAUCAGUCCCCUUCUUAUGGUGGAAGUUAUGAGAUCUUUCAUUACAGAUGUUGAAUUCUGGCCAAAAGAAGAGAAAACCAGGAAAACCUUCAAAAAGAUGUCUAUAAAUGGAAUGAUACAAAAAUUAGACCUCUACCAGAUUUGGGAGCAAGAAGAAUUCCGUCAGAUUUUACCAUUUAGAGAGUACAUAUUUGAUAUGCUGAUACACCUAGAUAUCGUAUCUGAACAGCGUAGAUAUGAUACAAAAACAGGAAGUCGUCUACCAGUGGAACACUUCUUUGUUCCCUGUAUGCUAACACAAAGACACGAUACAGAUUACUUGACACACGAAUGUACACCAGAGAGGACACUUAGUUUGGCCUUUGUUUUCAAAGGAACCAUCAUACCUCCAGCCUUACCAAACCGUCUAAUAUGCGCAUGUCUCAUUAUGUGGACAUUAAAAGAAUACCGUGGUAGGAAACUUAUGUUUUCUGGGUUUGUUGGGUUAUCAGUUGAUAAAGAGCAUGAUAUUGUUAUCUGUGUAGAAGGAAACAAGAUCUUAUUGUACCUAGUCCACAAGCGCUCCAAGGGGUUGAUAAUACCUGAAAUAGCCACUAGUGUCAGAGAAUGCUUGUUUAUUACUUUGGAGAGAAUUUCAGAAUUUUAUCAUUCCACUAUUCAUUGUAAAACUAGCAACAAGCUACCAUUUCAUACAGAGUAUUCCUGUUCAAAAUUAAGCUGUUUCAGUCCAGAUGAAAAGAUAGGUGUUGAAACAAAGGAAUGUUUUUGCAAACAUGGUGAAAACAUAAAACACUAUUGGAGUAUCUGGAACCAGAAAGAGGAACGAGUGCAGUGCGAUUCUGAUUGUACAGGUUUAAGUGUAGAUGCUUUAUGUCAGGCUCCAAGUAAUCCAGAGUUGCUUCGUUUUUCUAUUACUUGCACUAAACGCAUGAUACAUGAUUUAGCUCUGCAUCUUGGAAUGGAAGAGAUGGAAUGGUGUGAUAUGGAAGACAACUACCCAGAUAAUGCACAGAUAGUCAAGUUUUUAACACUUGUAUAUUUGAAAGAAAAAAAUUCAGCCAAGUUUGCAGACUUAGAGAAAGGUUUAAGAAAGUUAGAAAUAACAACACACAAACUGUGUAUGGUUAAGAGGAGAAAACGAGUAAAAUCUAGUAUUCCUGGUGAUAUCUUAGAUUGCAUUCCUACAGAUGAAAUAUUAGAUAAAGUAGCACCAUUGAUUGGUAAUAUGGUCUUUCAGCUAGGAACAGAACUUGGAUUGUCAGUCACAGAUAUAGAGAACAUAAAAGUGAAAUACAAUCGUGAUUCGCCAGCCCAGAAUAAGGAAGUAUUAUUUACCUGGAGGAAAGACAGAGGAGUGAAACCUACACUACGGGUUCUUGAAGAAGCUUUGGUAAAUAUUGGGAGAGGAGCAAACUGUUUAGAGAACAUGGUGAUUGAUGUGGAUCCCAAUACACUUAAAGUAGUAGAAAUUGUUACAGACAGAAUCAGAGAAAAUGAAAACAGAAUCAUACAAGAAAUAGAAACAAGCCAGAUUUUAGAUCAUAUGAUGACACAUCUGGUGUUAUCAGUAGAUGACAGACGCCGUAUUGAACAACAUGCCGGACAAGAUGACCAGAACAAAGCAUUGCUGGAUAUUGUGAUUAAAAGGAGAGAACCUGCGUAUGGUGUAUUUGUUGAAGGAUUAGAUGCCUAUGGAUAUGAAGAGCUUGCAAAUGAUUUAAAAUGUGAUUCACAAGAAAUGACCCAAACUGCAGCAUUAGUACCUGCAGAGAAUGAAGACUUAUCAGACUGGAAUAUUCCAUUGUAUAAAGUUCGUCUACAGAAGAAUUUCCUCAAGGUCAUCACUGGUAUACAACACGAGAGCAUAGUAGAUCAUCUAAUAACAAGAGAGGUAUUGUCAGUUGAUGAUGGGGAAAAGAUAGAAUCUGGUAAAACCACUCAGGAAAAGAACAGGAAGUUAAUGACAUUACUGUUACGUAAACAUGAACAGGGAUAUAUUGAGUUUCUCAAAGGUCUACGAAAAGACUUUGUGUAUGCAGAUCUUGCAGAUGAAAUAGAAAGGACAGCAGUUACAAGUAGGGAUAUGUCAACUCUUCAGACAUGCUAUAAAUAAAAAAAGUUAAGAUAAUUUAACAAUACUGUACACAACAAGUACAAGACAGCUGUAAACAAUCAAUAAGAUAAGAUAUUGGGAAUCCAUUGUUCAAUGAGUUGAUCACUUAAAUGAUCUAUGUGCAUGAAUCACAAUAUACUAGUGAAAGCAAUCUUUUAUAUUACACAUAUGUAAUGUGUGAACGUCAUGGGAAGAAAAAGCCAAAAUAUGUAGCAAGACCUCUUACGAGUGUUCAAUUCUUAAUAGAUGUGUUAAUUUUGAAAGAGUCAUGACAUAUAAUGUCAGUGUAUUUAGAUAGAACUAUUGAAAAUAAUGCUCUUUGAUCACCUCCGGCUAGGGGUACAAACCUCAGUGCUUUUGAUGAUUUAGACUUUUGUUAACAAGCAAUUCGAAGAAAUAAUAGCUCAUGACAACAGAGAAUUGUUGACUAUCAAGCUGGUGUAAGCUCGUAAACGAAACAUCCACCAUCAGUGGCAUCAACCUGGUAUACACUCACUUAAACAUACCAAGUUUAUUUUUUGUGAUGCCAUAAGCGCCCAAGUGAGUAAAUUCGAUGCGUUCAGUAAUCAAUUAACCUUGAAAUAAUAUGUUUGCAUUUUAUUAAUUAAAACCAUUUACUAGAUGACCAGAUGAGAUCAACUCGUGUUUUCAGAAUUAUUCAUUUAAGUGUAUUUUUACAUUUUAAAGCACAAUGCUAGAUUGAAAUUGUUUGUACAAACAUCGCAAGUAUUAUUCUUCCUGUGUAUAUACAUAUUCAUCUAUAUCUGUUCCCUCUCUAGAUCUGUAAGGGAAAUGUCAUAACUUGAUACAAUAUACUAAAUGUACUUUUUUGAUAAAUUUUGAAUAACCUGGAUAGCUGCAAUUAGAUUUGUACUAAUUUCAUUUCAUUCAAAACUUUGCAGGGUAAUCUUGACAAUUUCUAUGUUAAUCAAUAGUAAAUCUAGGUCUAGAUUUUAAGUCUAAUGAACUAUUAAGUAUGCACAAAUGAAAAACACUGAUUUAGAGAGAGAUUGUUGUUAACAUGGUUAAUGUGUUUCUGAUUUUGUUUACAUUAGCUUGUUGUACAUUGUGUUUUUCAAACAGCUACUUUUAAAUGUACAUUUGUAAAUACAAAUUUAAAUAUCUCUUCAUAAAUAGAGUUUUUAACAAAAAUGCAUGAUGUUUACCUAUUAUGUAAAUAUAGUUUUUGCUACAUAACAUGGUCUUCCACAACUAGUGUUUCUUACAUAAUGCAUCUGAUUUAUAUAAUGUUCUUAUCUUUCAUCCAUUAGAAUAAGGAUUUGAAAUCCAAACAGAUCAGUGGUAAAUGUUUUAUUAUAUUAGGCCACUUUUUUUUUAUUAGUUGGUUUACGGAUCCGCCGACCCUGUUUUUCACGAUAUUGAAAUAAAAAUAAAAACGAUUUUGAUGAUUUUUUAAUUUCGCCGACCUUUUUCUGUUUGAAGAAGUACAAAUAAAAAUAAAAACAUGAUUAAAAAAAGAUCGGUCUUUCUUCUUCCAGUCGGAAUACCCUCGGAGUUGAUUCGGAAAUCCCGUGCGGUUCCCUGUUCAGUGAACGUUUCAUGAUGAUCUAAUGUGGUGAAAAGGAACCAGUUGAAAGGCGGUUCCCUGUUCAGUCAACGUUUCAUCAUGAUUUAAUGCGGUGAAAAGGAACCAGUUGAAAAUGGAGGCAACUUCCAAGCAAGGACCAAAGCUCAUAAACUCGGCAAUCAAUGUUACACGCAGGCCUUCGGGAAAGUUCGGAGAGCCGACAACCUUGCUUCAGAAGUUGAAAUGGAGGACCAGAUACGAUUUUAAUAUUGUUGCCUUGGAGAUUUUCGGUGUAAAUCUUAACGGUUGAACAAAAUAAACAUCGCAGUCAUGAAUAAUAAAAAUGAAAAUUAUUUUUGAGAUGGUUUGGGAAGUUUGGUUUAAAAGGUCGAACAACCGCUAAUUUGAAACCCUGUUUUAGACAGUCAGUGAGGUAGACGGCGGGUCAACUUUGGUUUAAGUGUUGAUCAGAAAGUCUGAAACCCGUCGAAAGGGGUUGUUUUAGUUUCUUGAGGAUUGAGCUGCAUUUGUCAUUACAUAUAUGAGGUACAAAUAAUUAUGACGUCUGGCAAGGCUUUCUGGCAUCCAAGAUUUGUUUUAAAUAGCCUUGCCAGACGUCACUUUAUAAGGGAAGAAUCUUUUAACUUGCUGCCAGGGAUGGGUGUCUGAUUAAUUGGCCUUAUUAAAUAAAUACCU